Lindgomyces ingoldianus is the source of this 756-nucleotide messenger RNA. RefSeq lists its product as uncharacterized. The record is from RefSeq and is a predicted model, not a curated record. The transcript is spliced from 6 exons. Lineage: Eukaryota; Fungi; Ascomycota; Dothideomycetes; Pleosporales; Lindgomycetaceae. The coding region runs from base 1 to 756 and encodes 251 amino acids.
AUGACUCGUCUGUCUCUGACUGCAUGCUUCAUGCUUCAUACCAUUUCUCGAAAUUGUUUGCCGAUGACAUGGCGCUUUGCAUACUCGGAUCGGUUCUUGACCAUCUUCGUCCACUGCCUUUUUAGCUGGUUUGAUUACCUUCUAUCGCCGAUAUUAUUGGCUCUUUGGGUAUCGGUGACAGCUACCAGUAGUAGCCCGACCAAGUACGUGUCAUCGAAAGAACGGUAUACGGAUUUCUGCGCGAAUGUGUUCUUCCAACGGAUUAUUCAGAGGAGCAUAAUGCUCUUUUGUCUGAUUAUGCUCGCGGAAUAUGAAAAAAUAGUUACGGUGCUCCUUUGCUGGCUACUUUGCACUGGGUUUUCUCUGGGCAGAAGUGUGGGCGACAAAAUGGUGGACGUUUGCGUCCAUUACUUGACGGCAGGGCCCCUGCCUAACCUCUUUUUCCCCCUCAUCUUUCUUUCUUGCAUCAACAUCAUCCCCUCCUCUGAUAUCUGUGCUUGUCUAGAUACAUACGUGCUUUCCCCACGUGACGCAUCGGAUCUUUCCUGUCGUGGAGUUCCUCCCGAUCAGGCAGAGUCGCAUUUCACCGGCUGGAAAAUUCCAGACACCUGCACAUGCACAUCCGAACUAAGCAAAGCGCUUGCCGAGCGUUUGCCCCUCCACGCCUGUGGCAGAACGGGAAGGGGACAAGCUGUGAUAAGAGUCAAUUUACAUUGCUUUUAUUCGUUCAUCCGUCCUGCCAUAAUAUCAAGCUAA